Medioppia subpectinata is the source of this 1023-nucleotide messenger RNA. The record is from the annotation of a GenBank genome assembly. Lineage: Eukaryota; Metazoa; Arthropoda; Arachnida; Sarcoptiformes; Oppiidae.
AUGAUCAAGUUGGCUAUAAUGUUGGCGUUGGUGCAUGGUCAAGUGAUUAUGGACAACGUUUACGGCAGCACAUGGGGCCCGGGAGGAGAGGAUCAUCCCAUAUGUAAAACGUGUUCCACGAGUCAAACGUGUGUUAAAUUCACUCCUGGUCCAAAAAAUCCCGACAAAUCUCUUCCAUAUGGGACAGUAAUAUAUCGUUGCGACGACGCCAAUCUAAUCCGUUUUGCAAACAAACAAACCAAACCCUCAGCAUGGGGCGGGUUUAUGGACGGCUACGGCAACGCAUACGAACCGGGAGAAGUGGACGCACCCACGUGUAAAGAGUGUAAGAAGGACAUAACGUGUGUCAAAUUCACUGCUGGUCCAAAUAAUACGAUAUUGGCAGCAGGGACAGUAAGAUAUCGUUGCGACUACGCCGGUCUAAUCCGCUUUGCAAACAAACAAUCCGAUACCGGACUGACCACUGGUCAACUGAUUACGGACGAAGUUUACGGCAACACAUGGGCACCGGGAGCAAUUGUUGCGCUGUUGACCAUAACUCAGUUAACAGGUUUUUCAUACGCGCAACAAAUUACUACAACUCAAGAAUGGUUGGAUGACUGUUUGGAACGAGUCAAUCAGUUACGGGCCGAUCACCAUGCACCUCCAUAUACCAUGGAUUCUCAUCUGGUGAGAUAUGCAAUGUGGAGAUGUCCAAAUGCCGAUGCCGGUCACCUUGAAAACAAUGAUGAAUAUGGUGAGAAUAUAGCCCGGGGCUAUGGCGUCAGACCCGGCCUAAUUCCUAAAGUUGAUUUUAAUUCGUGUUCAGCUGUUAUGAACAAUUGGUAUGCUGAAAAUGUGAAUUACACCUACACACGUCCUAGUCCGAAUAACUUCAGAGAUGUGGGACAUUUCACAGCAUUGGUGUGGAAAAGCACCACUCGAAUCGGAUGCGCUAGAUGCACUGGUGGACGGACGCCGACGGGUGCGAUGCCGGACAGAGUGCCCACAAAGUACAUCACAUUACAACCUCUCAUCGCUUAA